GAAGGAAGUCAAGGAGGAGAAUCGUGGGAUCGUGGCCUCUCUGAUAGUGAUGAAUUAGAAGGGAAGAACAAGGGAGACCACAACAGAAUCCACAUAGUGGAGAAGUCAUAUAAAUAUUCAGAGUGUGGAGAGAAGAUCCGUCAGAGCUCCCAGUCCACCUCCCAUCAAAGAAAGCGCUUCGUUCAGAGGGAUAGCCUCACUUCACACAAAAGACCACAGAGUAGGGAGAAAUUGUAUCAGUGCAGAGAAUGUGGAAAGAGCUUCAAUCGGAAAGAUCACCUCACUUCCCAUCACAGAAUUCAUACUGGGGAGAAACCUUUUCAAUGCCAUGAAUGUGGAAAGAGCUUCAGUCAGGGAACCCAUCUCACUUCUCAUCAAAGAAUUCAUACAGGGGAGAAACCUUUUCAAUGCCAUGAAUGUGGAAAGAGCUUCAGUCACAGUAAGACUCUCACUUCUCAUCAAAGAAUUCAUACAGGGGAGAAACCGUAUCAGUGCUUGGAAUGUGGAAAGAGCUUCAGUCUCAGGCACGAUCUCACUUCCCAUCAAAGAAUUCAUACAGGGGAGAAACCCUAUCAGUGCUUGGAAUGUGGAAAGAGCUUCAGUCACAGUGCCACAUUCUCUUCUCAUCAAAGAAUUCAUACAGGGGAGAAACCCUAUCAGUGCUUGGAAUGUGGAAAGUGCUUCAGUCAGGUAACCCAUCUCACCUCCCAUCACAGAAUUCAUACAGGGGAGAAACUUUUUCAAUGCCAUGAGUGUGGAAAGAGCUUCAGUCACAGUAAGACACUCACUUCUCAUCAAAGAAUUCAUACAGGCGAGAAACCGUUUCAGUGCUUGGAAUGUGGGAAGACCUUCAGGCACAGCGCCACACUCUCUUCUCAUCAAAGAAUUCAUACAGGGGAGAAACCCUAUCAGUGCUUGGAAUGUGGGAAGAGCUUUAGUGUCAGAAACAGUCUCACUUUUCAUCAAAGAAUUCAUACCGGGAAGAAACCCUAUCAGUGCUUGGAAUGUGGGAACAGCUUCAGUAAAAGCUCGAAUCUCAAAACCCAUCAAAGAACUCAUACAGGAGAGAAACCCUAUCAUUGCUUCGAAUGUGGGAAGAGUUUCAGCCAGGGGCCUGAGCUCACUUCCCAUCACAGAAUUCACACAGAGGAGAAACCAUUUCAGUGCUUGGAAUGUGGGAAGAGCUUCACUCAGAACGAUUCUGAAUCAGGGGUCGGCAAACUACGGGCCCUGGGCAGGAUGAGGCCCAGCCAUUUAAGCACCUGCCGCAAAGCCGGAACCCCCCACAAAACUGAGACUCCCGGCAACGGGAGGAAGAGGUCAAGUGACGGCGCCUCUGCCAAUCAAACGCUGCGCUCGGUUGACCUCAAGUAG
This is a messenger RNA of Podarcis muralis (Common wall lizard), 1374 nucleotides long. The record is from RefSeq and is a predicted model, not a curated record. Lineage: Eukaryota; Metazoa; Chordata; Lepidosauria; Squamata; Lacertidae.